Messenger RNA from Coregonus sp. 'balchen', 12990 nucleotides. Lineage: Eukaryota; Metazoa; Chordata; Actinopteri; Salmoniformes; Salmonidae. The record is from the annotation of a GenBank genome assembly.
UACGCGGUAUCGAGGUAGCUCAGGUGAAGGACUCCUGCAAAAGCCUCCACUGCAGGUGCGUAUUACCACCCUUCAUACUGCAAUACACCACACAUUAGAAACAAGACUCAUUUAGGUAAUAUCACAACAAAAUAAAACCACAACAAACCAAACAAAGAUAUGUUAGGAAUUGUUACCUAUAGCUGUAUGCGCUUAUAACCUCGAAAUUAUUAUUAUUAUUGUUGUUGUUGUUGGCACGCAGCUACACACAGUUUGGGGCCAAUGACUGGUCGAGCUUGUUCUCAGGAGUGCUAUUUUCUGCUGUUUUUACCUUGCAUUUUUGGGGGGUCAAAUGUUGCAAAGAUAAUGAGGAUAUAACUAUUAUUGUUAUUAUUAGAUUAAUAGGCAUUAAUUGUAUUAGUUUUAGCCUAGUAAUAGGCAUAGCAUGCCUCUGUUGUACCCUAUUGUUGUUUGAGAUAACUCAUUUUGAUCCUUGGAAAAUUAGCUUAGAGAGCUUUACUGAUUCAACUUUUCGUAUGGUUUUCUUGAGGAUAGUAGGUCCCUAGCAUACAGUCAUAUUUGUAUUUCUCUGUGGACUUUUAUCAAUGUGGAUGUGAAAAAGCAACAUCACCAUGAGUUAUUCCCGUGGAAUAAGUUUCCAUAAUUUAAAGCAGAAAUUGUCAUAUUUUGUAACAUCUUGUGACAGGCAUAAGAUUUCUUGGUUAUGCGCAAAAAUAAAUAAGAAAUCAGGAACUAUCAAAAAGAGGUGUCACAAUAAAAAAGGACUGUGUAUUUGUUUCCUCUGAGAGAAAAAACAUACUUAAAAAGUGAACAGGUACUGGCUUUUCACAUUUAAAUGUCUUUCUUUCCAAAUUGAUUUAUUAAAGUCUAAACUGUUUAGCCUUACUCCAAUAUACCUUGAAGUUUGCUACAUGUUCUUCAUGGUUUACCUCAAAGUAAUGUAAGUUAUUUUUCCCUGUAGGGCAAUGCCUCUUCAUCCAGAAUUCAGAGAUACUCCAUCUCCCACUCUUGGUAUGUACAGUAGGCUACGCUUUACUAUCUAUGAAAUCCAUACCUCACCACCAGGCAGCAGCACCACACACAGAGGCAACCUCCACUCACAAUUAUCCUAAUCCCACAGAUGAUGCUGGUAAGGCACCUAAAGACUCAGUCGUCCUGCCGGCAUACUCUACCAUGGACCUGGUGGACAAGGACCCGGAUGAGGAUGACCCCUGGAACCUCCCUGAACUGCAGGACACUGGACUCAAGUGGUCAGGUGAGAUAGAGAAUGGUUGCGUCUGAAAUUGUGUCCGAAAUUGCACCUUAUUCCCAACAAAGUGCACGACUUUUGACCUAUGUGCGCUUGUCAAAAGUUGUGCACUAUGUAGGGAAUAGGGUGCCAUUUCGGACACAGCCUAGCUCACCUUCUUCACCCUUCACUGUGAUGAAAAUCAAGGCUGUUGAAGUGAGAACCUGUGUGACUACACCAACAAAAAUCCAGUCUCUCUUUGGAAACAGAGUUGGAUGCCAAAGGGAAGGUUAUGCGGGUUCUGACUUCCAUCGUCAAGUUUAUUCUGCUAGUUGGACUUCUCUACAUGUUCGUCUGCUCUCUGGACGUCCUGAGCUCUGCUUUCCAGCUAGUUGGAGGUAACUUUAAACCCGCUCUCUCUCUCUGUCAGAGUUGACAAAAUGAAUGUUAUGGUUUUAUACUGAAUCUUUGUUGAUGCACAUAAUUCAACCCAAUCAUAUAAUAUACAGUCACAAUCAAAUUAACGUCUAUGGGAUCGGUGUCCCGAAUACGGGACGGUUGUGCUAACGUGCGCUAAUGUGAUUAGCAUGACUGUUGUAAGUAACAGCAAACUUUCCAGAACAUAGACAUGUCUUAUAUGGGCAGAAAGCUUAAAUUAUUGUUAAUCUAACUGCACUGGCCAAUUUACAGUAGCUAUUACAGUGACAAAAUACCAUGCAAUUGUUUGAGGAGAGUGCACAACAAAAAAAUACGUAUCAAGGCAACUGGUUUGAUACGUUCACCUCUGAAGGUAAAUAAUGUACUUACAUUCAGUAAUCUUGCUCUGACUUGUCAUCCUAAGGGUCCCAGAGAUAAAAUGUAUCAUAGUUUCGUUUGAUAAAAUCAAUUUUAUAUUCAAAUGUAGGAACUGGGUUCUACAGUUUGAACCCCUGCUGUCUCUGGCCAUCUAGAUGUGUGAAAGUUAGUGUAUAAGCUCAUGAUCCAUCAUUUAUGACAUUCCUGGGAGUGUGUAAACUUACAUUUUGUAUUACCAUAUCAUUUUUGUGUGUUCUCUUUAGUUACAGUGGGGGAAAAAAGUAUUUAGUCAGCCACCAAUUGUGCAAGUUCUCCCACUUAAAUAUAUGAGAGAGGCCUGUAAUUUUCAUCAUAGGUACACGUCAACUAUGACAGACAAAAUGAGAGAAAAAAAAUCCAGAAAAUCACAUUGUAGGAUUUUUAAUGAAUUUAUUUGCAAAUUAUGGUGGAAAAUAAGUAUUUGGUCACCUACAAACAAGCAAGAUUUCUGGCUCUCACAGACCUGUAACUUCUUCUUCAAGAGGCUCCUCUGUCCUCCAUUCGUUACCUGUAUUAAUGGCACCUGUUUGAACUUGUUAUCAGUAUAAAAGACACCUGUCCACAACUUCAAACAGACACACUCCAAACUCCACUAUGGCCAAGACCAAAGAGCUGUCAAAGGACACCAGAAACAAAAUUGUAGACCUGCACCAGACUGGGAAGACUGAAUCUGCAAUAGGUAAGCAGCUUGGUUUGAAGAAAUCAACUGUGGGAGCAAUUAUUAGGAAAUGGAAGACAUACAAGACCACUGAUAAUCUCCCUCGAUCUGGGGCUCCACGCAAGAUCUCACCCGUGGGGUCAAAAUGAUCACAAGAACGGUGAGCAAAAAUCCCAGAACCACACAGGGGGACCUAGUGAAUGACCUGCAGAGAGCUGGGACCAAAGUAACAAAGCCUACCAUCAGUAACACACUACGCAGCCAGGGACUCAAAUCCUGCAGUGCCAGACGUGUCCCCCUGCUUAAGCCAGUACAUGUCCAGGCCCGUCUGAAGUUUGCUAGAGUGCAUUUGGAUGAUCCAGAAGAGGAUUGGGAGAAUGUCAUAUGGUCAGAUGAAACCAAAAUAGAACUUUUUGGUAAAAACUCAUCUCGUCGUGUUUGGAGGACAAAGAAUGCUGAGUUGCAUCCAAAGAACACCAUACCUACUGUGAAGCAUGGGGGUGGAAACAUCAUGCUUUGGGGCUGUUUUUCUGCAAAGGGACCAGGACGACUGAUCCGUGUAAAGGAAAGAAUGAAUGGGGCCAUGUAUCGUUAGAUUUUGAGUGAAAACCUCCUUCCAUCAGCAAGGGCAUUGAAGAUGAAACGUGGCUGGGUCUUUCAGCAUGACAAUGAUCCCAAACACACCGCCCGGGCAACGAAGGAGUGGCUUCGUAAGAAGCAUUUCAAGGUCCUGGAGUGGCCUAGCCAGUCUCCAGAUCUCAACCCCAUAGAAAAUCUUUGGAGGGAGUUGAAAGUCCGUGUUGCCCAGCGACAGCCCCAAAACAUCACUGCUCUAGAGGAGAUCUGCAUGGAGGAAUGGGCCAAAAUACCAGCAACAGUGUGUGAAAACCUUGUGAAGACUUACAGAAAACGUUUGACCUGUGUCAUUGCCAACAAAGGGUAUAUAACAAAGUAUUGAGAAACUUUUGUUAUUGACCAAAUACUUAUUUUCCACCAUAAUUUGCAAAUAAAUUCAUUAAAAAUCCUACAAUGUGAUUUUCUGGAAUUUUUUUUAUAAUUUUGUCUGUCAUAGUUGACGUGUACCUAUGAUGAAAAUUACAGGCCUCUCUCAUCUUUUUAAGUGGGAGAACUUGCACAAUUGGUGGCUGACUAAAUACUUUUUCCCCACUGUAUGUACUUGAAAAUGUAUCAAUUGACCAAUUCGGCACAUUUGGACAGACUUGAUACAAAAGAGUCCAGUAUUGCAAUGCUUCACUGGAUCAAUCUGAAACUUUGCACACACACUGCUACCAUCUAGUGGCCAAAAUCUAAAUUGUGCCUAAACUGCAAUAUUAUAUUGUGGCCUUACUCUUGCAUUUCAAAAAAAUAGAAAAUGCAUGUUUUUUUGUUUGUAUUAUCUUUUAUCAGAUCUAAUGUGUUAUAUUCUCCUACAUUAAUUUCACAUUUCCACACAUUUCAAAGUGUUUCCUUUCAAAUGGUAUCAAGAAUAUGCAUAUCCUUGCUUCAGGUCCUGAGCUACAGGCAGUUAGAUUUGGGUAUGUCAUUUUAGGCAAAAAUUGAAACAAAGGGUCCGAUCCUUAAGAGGUUAAAGUAAUAAAAAGUUAUGUUUAUUGUCAACCAGGUCCUGAUAAGGGACCUAUUGUCCCUACUUAUGUUUUAGCUCUGCUCAUUUGAUGAUACUCUCAUACUUUCAUGUUGAUGACAUUACACAAUAUUUUCUAUCCUCUCAUUCUGUUUAUGAAUAUCAUAAAAUAGACGUUUUAUGGAUAUCAAAGCACUUAUGGGACGUUUUCAUGGUGAAUUUGGCUGUGUGUCACUGUGUAUCCGUAGGUAAGGCAGCCGGGGACAUCUUCCAGGACAAUGCGGUGCUGUCCAACCCUGUGGCUGGCCUGGUGAUUGGAGUGCUGGUCACAGUGUUAGUCCAGAGCUCCAGCACAUCCUCCUCUAUUGUGGUCAGCAUGGUGUCUUCUGGAUGUGAGUAUCAACACACAUACAAGUACACAUGGGACACAUACACAAAUAAACAGAUAGCCUAGCAGUUAAGAGCAUUGGGCCAGUAACCAAAAGUCUGCUGGUUUGAAUCCCCGAGCCGACUAGGUGAAAAAUCUACCUGUGCCCUUGAGCAAGGCACUUAACUCUAAUUGCUCCUGUAAGUUGCUCUGGAUAAAAGCGUCGGCUAAAUGACUAAAAUGUAAACAAACACAUUUGCACACACUCAUACAUACACAUCUAUAUACAGUACCAGUCAAAAGUUUGGACACACCUACUCAUUCAAGGGUUUUUCUUUAUUUUCACUAUUUUCUACAUUGUACAAUAUUAGUGAAGACAUCAAAACUAUGAAAUAACACAUAUGGAAUCAUGUAGUAAACAAAAAAGUGUUAAACAAAUCAAAAUAUAUUUUAUAUUUGAGAUUCUUCAAAUAGCCACCCUUUGCCUUGAUGACAGCUUUGCACACUCUUGGCAUUCUCUCAACCAGCUUCACCUGGAAUGCUUUUCCAACAGUCUUGAAGGAGUUCCCACAUAUGCUGAGCACUUGUUGGCUGCUUUUCCUUCACUCUGCAGUCCGACUCAUCCCAAACCAUCUCAAUUGGGUUGAGGUCCGGGGAUUGUGGAGGCCAGGUCAUCUGAUGCAGCAUUCCAUCACUCUCCUUCUUGGUCAAAUAGCCCUUACACAGCCUGGAGGUGUGUUGGGUCAUUGUCCUGUUGAAAAACAAAUGAUAGUCCCACUAAGCCCAAACCAGAUGGGAUGGCGUAUCGCUGCAGAAUGCUGUGGUAGCCAUGCUGGUUAAGUGUGCCUUGAAUUCUAAAUGAAUCGCAGACAGUGUAAACAGCAAAGCACCCCCACACAAUAAUACCUCCUCCUCCAUGCUUUACGGUGGGAACUACACAUGCGGAGAUCAUCCGUUCACCCACACCGCAUCUCACAAAGACACAGUGGUUGGAACUAAAAAUCUCCAAUUUGGACUCCAUACCAAAGGACAAAUUUCCACCAGUCUAAUGUCCAUUGCUCGUGUUUCUUGGCCCAAGCAAGUCUCUUCUUAUUAUUGGUGUCCUUUAGUAGUGGUUUCUUUGCAGCAAUUCGACCAUGAAGGCCUCAUUCACACAGUCUCCUCUGAUCAGUUGAUUUUGAGAUGUGUCUGUUACUUGAACUCUGUGAAGCAUUUAUUUGGGCUGCAAUUUAUGAGGCUGGUAAGUCUAAUUAACUUAUCCUCUGCAGCAGAGGUAACUCUGGGUCUUCCAUUCCUGUGGCGGUCCUCAUGAUAAUAAUAAUAAUAAUAAUAUGCCAUUUAGCAGAUGAGAGCCAGUUUCAUCAUAGUGCUUGAUGGUUUUUGCGACUGCACUUGAAGAAACUUCCAAAGUUCUUGAAAUGUUCCGUAUUGACUGAUCUACAUGUCUUAAAGUAAUGAUGGACUGUCGUUUCUCUUUGCGCUGUACUUGCCAUAAUAUGGACUUGGUCUUUUACCAAAUCUUCUGUAUAACGCCCCUACCUUGUCAUAACACAACUGAUUGGCUCAAAUGCAUUAAGAAGGAAAGAAAUUCCACAAAUUAACUUUCAACAAGACACACCUGUUAAUUGAAAUGCAUUCCAGGUGACUACCUCAUGAAGCUGGUUGAGAAAAUGCCAAGAGUAUGCAAAGCUGUCAUCAAGGCAAAGGGUGGCUACUUUGAAGAAUCUCAAAUAUAAAAUAUAUUUUGAUUUGUUUAACACUUUUUUGGUUACUACAUGAUUCCAUAUGUGUUAUUUCAUAGUUUUGAUGUCUUCACUAAUAUUGUACAAUGUAGAAAAUAGUGAAAAUAAAGAAAAACCCUUGAAUGAGUAGGUGUGUCCAAACUUUUGACUGGUAGCGUACAUACCUACAUGAUCAAAGCCAAGUGAUUAUUGUCUCAUAUAAACCUAAAGUGAUUGUAUCUUCAUUGUAGUGCUGGAGGUCCAGUCUGCAGUGCCCGUCAUUAUGGGAGCCAACAUUGGAACCUCAGUCACCAACACCAUCGUGGCCAUGAUGCAGGCAGGUGACAGAAAUGAGUUCCGCAGGUACAUCUGACUGGAUAACUUUCUAAGCAGCCUCAAUCGAUAGAAGUUUACAUCACCAUUUUUGACUAUAAAAAAGCAUUCUAAUUUGUUGCUUGGUAACAAGCAGAUUUUUUUGGGAAGAAAAAAGAGAGAUAAUGAUAUCAUGCUGGAUAAAAAGUGAGAUGUAGAUCCUGGUGUUAUUUCUUCCAGGGCGUUUGCUGGUGCCACGGUUCAUGACUUCUUUAACUGGCUGUCUGUGCUGAUCCUGCUGCCGCUGGAGGCGGCCACUGGUGUCCUGUAUAAACUCACCAAGAUCGUCAUCGACUCCUUUAACAUCCGGGGGGGUGACAAUGCCCCUGACUUGCUCAACGUCAUCACUAACCCCCUCACCAGCACCAUCAUAGCGGUAGGAGCAGCGAUUUCACCAUCAUGAAACAUCUUAUUAAUCACUAUAUAAAAUGUUAUUCUGGAUGAUGUCAUCUGGUGUGCAUCAUGUGAUUUCAACCAACUAUGAGCAAGCAAAGGUUAGUACUUCUGAAAAGAUAAUGCUCCUGCCCAGACGUUGCAUGCAUCAACCAAUGGUUGCGUGCCAUGUCAUUGACUGUGUCAUCGACUGACAGAUUGCUAUAACAUACAGUGAGGGAAAAAAGUAUUUGAUCCCCUGCUGAUUUUGUAUGUUUGCCCACUGACAAAGAAAUUAUCAGUCUAUAAUUUUAAUGGCAGGUUUAUUUGAACAGUGAGAGACAGAAUAACAACAAAAAAAUCCAGAAAAACGCAUGUCAAAAAUGUUAUGAAUUGAUUUGCAUUUUAAUGAGGGAAAUAAGUAUUUGACCCCUCUGCAAAACAUGACUUAGUACUUGGUGGCAAAACCCUUGUUGGCAAUCACAGAGGUCAGACGUUUCUUGUAGUUGGCCACCAGGUUUGCACACAUCUCAGGAGGGAUUUUGUCCCACUCCUCUUUGCAGAUCUUCUCCAAGUCAUUAAGGUUUCGAGGAUGACGUUUGGCAACUCGAACCUUCAGCUCCCUCCACAGAUAUUCUAUGGGAUUAAGGUCUGGAGACUGGCUAGGCCACUCCAGGACCUUAAUGUACUUCUUCUUGAGCAACUCCUUUGUUGCCUUGGCCGUGUGUUUUGGGUCAUUGUCAUGCUGGAAUACCCAGCCACGACCCAUUUUCAAUGCCCUGGCUGAGGGAAGGAGGUUCUCACCCAAGAUUUGACGGUACAUGGCCCCGUCCAUCGUCCCUUUGAUGCGGUGAAGUUGUCCUGUCCCCUUAGCAGAAAAACACCCCCAAAGCAUAAUGUUUCCACCUCCAUGUUUGACGGUGGGGAUGGUGUUCUUGGGGUCAUAGGCAGCAUUCCUCCUCCUCCAAACAUGGCGAGUUGAGUUGAUGCCAAAGAGCUCGACUUUGGUCUCAUCUGACCACAACACUUUCACCCAGUUCUCCUCUGAAUCAUUCAGAUGUUCAUUGGCAAACUUCAGACGGGCCUGUAUAUGUGCUUUCUUGAGCAGGGGGACGUUGCGGGCGCUGCAGGAUUUCAGUCCUUCACGGCGUAGUGUGUUACCAAUUGUUUUCUUGGUGACUAUGGUCCCAGCUGCCUUAAGAUCAUUGACAAGAUCCUCCCGUGUAGUUCUGGGCUGAUUCCUCACCGUUCUCAUUAUCAUUGCAACCUCACGAGGUGAGAUCUUGCAUGGAGCCCCAGGCCGAGGGAGAUUGACAGUUAUUUUGUGUUUCUUCCAUUUGCGAAUAAUCACACCAACUGUUGUCACCUUCUCACCAAGCUGCUUGGCGAUGGUCUUGUAGCCCAUUGUAGGUCUACAAUCUUAUCCCUGACAUCCUUGGAGAGCUCUUUGGUCUUGGCCAUGGUGGAGAGUUUGGAAUCUGAUUGAUUGAUUGAUUGCUUCUGUGGACAGGUGUCUUUUAUACAGGUAACAAACUGAGAUUAGGAGCACUCCCUUUAAGAGUGUGCUCCUAAUCUCAGCUCGUUACCUGUAUAAAAGACACCUGGGAGCCAGAAAUCUUUCUGAUUGAGAGGGGGUCAAAUACUUAUUUCCCUCAUUAAAAUGCAAAUCAAUUUAUAACAUUUUUGACAUGCGUUUUUCUGGAUUUAUUUGUUGUUAUUCUGUCUCUCACUGUUCAAAUAAACCUACCAUUAAAAUUAUAGACUGAUAAUUUCUUUGCCAGUGGGCAAACGUACAAAAUCAGCACGGGAUCAAAUACUUGUUUCCCUCACUGUAGGUGGUCCUGUGUGUCUCAAUCUGUAGAGCAUGGCGCUUACAACAGCAAAUAUUGUGGGUUCGAUUCCCGCUGGGGCCACCCAUACGUAAAAUGUAUGCAUGAUUGUAAGUCGCUUUGGUUAAAAGUGUCUUCUAAAUGGCGUAUAUUAUUAUCGCAUGAGCGUCACUAAUGCACCUGAUAAAGCAUUAACUACAAUAUGAGAAGUGAAACGUAUUAGAAUGUAUUUAUAUAGCUAACAAGAUGCAUAUACAACCCUGAAACAUAUUUGAAACAUCAGCUUAAUUUUACAUUUGAGUUGAUAGAGAACUUUAGUAGGCUAUAAUAAAAUGAUAUACAACUGAACAGAAACCUUUCUUUCCUCUAGCUGGAUAAAACUGUCAUCAGUGACAUUGCCACGGGUGACCCAGCGGCCAGAAACAAGAGUCUGAUCAAAAUCUGGUGCAGAACAGAGAAAUUCACGGUAAGACCCUGUCAUAAUAACCCUGUCACACCAGGAAUUAUUCAUCAGAUAGUCAAACAAUGAGUUAUUUUUGACCAAGUUUGUGAUGAUUGAGGAUUAAGAGUUUUCCGACAGUAAAAAACAAGAUAACGCUGUAGUAUAGCUGGGAGUGCUAUCUCUUAAGCCCUCUGUCGCAGGGUUAAUGUCUGACAGCUUUUAGCUUGGCCAGAGUUCUUCUACUUAUAAGGACCAGUGCUUUAUUGCCACUACACCAUGAGUCAAAAACGCGAAUUUCCUGUGUUUAUAUAUAUAUAUUUUCACACUAUGAGUUUGGAAUAAUCCUGUGAAAUUGUGAAAAUUAUUAUAAUGCCCUUUUAGUGUAAGAGCUGUUUGAAAAGACCGCCUGAAAUGUCAGCCUGUUGUUUUGGUGGGAUAAAGUUUUUGCCUGCCUGGUGACAUCACCAGGUGGUAAAUCAGUUAAUAGACCUCUCUGCUAAUAACAGCUAGUUUUCAGUUUUCCACUCCCCACUCAGACCACUCACAGACAGUCCUAGCAAAACUCUAGCUUGAAAAAUUGCUCUUUGCUAUUUUUGUUUCUUUUUGACAAUUUUAAUUGAAAACAAUCACAGUAAGGUACUUAACUGUUACCCAGAAAUGAUUUGAUAUUGAGAUAAAAACGGCUGUAUUGCACCUUUAAUAAAAUGCCCUGUCUUUACUAGUCAAAGUGGAUAAGGUUAUUGUUUCCAUAGGGUUUGAUUACAAUGAUUAUGAACUAUGCAUUUUAUCUGUAUUGGCUAAAAAACUAUUAUUAUUCUUUUUUAGACUCUUUUAAAUAUAACAGUUCCCUCAGCUGCCAACUGCACGACCGGCAUCCCCUGUUGGGUGGAAGGCAACAGGACAUGGACCCAGAUAAAUGUGACUGAGACGAUCAAUCUAGAGAGAUGUAAGUACAGCACAAUCACUGUGCCCAUGAUCCCACAAAGGCCUAUACAGAGCAAUUUGGAUUACCUGAUAUGCUCAGUUAAACGUCUGUGAAACCGGAGAACCCCCCCCCCCCCCCCCCCCACCCCCCACCGCCAGACAAGGACAAUGACUUCCAUUCAGCCAGACAAGGACAAUGACUUCCAUUCAGUCUAUUAAGUGACUCAUCACAUACCCUCCCUUCACCUCUUCUACCUGCUCAAAAACCCUCCCCUCACCUCCUCUCCCUGCUCAAAUACCCUCCCCUCACCCCCUCUGCCUGCUCAAAUACCCUCCCCACACCCCCUCAACCCACUCAAAAGGCCCAUUCAUUCUGGCCAGCUGAAGCACCUGAGUGGCCCAAGGCCGAACGACGGCUAGCACUCCCAAGUCUGACACAGCCAAUCAAAAUGAAUACCUGUACGCUUGGAUUUAAAAAUCAGCCAAUCAAAACAAGGGAAAGGGUCAUCGCUCUCAUUUUGGCUUGGAUCAGAUCCUGUUGUAAUGUAACCCCUUACUUUGGGUCACCAGACAUGUCAGGGAUAAGUGUAGAAGAUAUGGGGGAAAAAACAUGUUGACUAUUGAAGUAACAUUCUUCCUAUCCUUUCCAUCAAAUCGGUGGAAGUCAUGUCAGGACAGAAAAAUUACCUUAUCACUAAUCUCACUAAACUAAUGACCUUCUCUCUAAUCUUUCAGUGUUAUCCCACCUUUGUCCCAGGUAUAUCUUUAAUAACAUUUGGGAUCUUCCCAUGCAGGCAACCAUAUCUUUGCCUAUGCUAACCUGCCUGACCUGGCUGUGGGCCUCAUCCUGCUGGCCCUGUCCCUGCUCAUCCUCUGUACCUGCCUCAUCCUCAUCGUCAAGCUGCUCAACUCCAUGCUCAAGGGACAGGUGGCCGUGGUCAUCAAGAAGGUGCUCAACACAGGUGAGAAGACAUUGGCUAUCUUCCCAAUCUACUCAGAAUGCUAGUAGAACAUGCGUCCUGUUUGAUAACACAGGUAAAGCCACUCUGCAGCUUGAAGGUCACAUCAGGUGCUCUGGUCCUGUUACAUGACAGUCCAAGCUCAGGUACAACUAUCCUGUGAUUCUCACGGUCAGUUUGAUGUUGAUGCCGAAAGUAAUCCUACAAUUCACUUUGAUGUUGAAGGUGUCAUAAUAGGGUCAGAGUGAUCUUACGGUUAUGGUCUCCAAGCUAAUGCUUAACCUGCUCUGUCUUGUCUGUUCAGACUUCCCCUUCCCCUUCGGCUGGGUCACUGGUUACAUCGCCAUCCUGGUCGGAGCAGGAAUGACCUUCAUCGUUCAGAGCAGCUCUGUCUUCACCUCUGCAAUCACGCCCCUUGUUGGUGAGUAGUAGGCCUAUUUGUUUAGCGUCUAUCUAUCCAUUUACCUUUAGCUGUCUCCUAUUGCAUCCAAACCUACUGGUACACUCAAGUAUUCUUUCAGUAUCAUGUAACCCGGCAUGUAUUAUUUUUCUCUGCCCCAUGUCUUAUUCCUUCUCUCUAAAUUCUAACAGGUAUUGGUGUUAUUAGCCUUGAGAGAGCCUAUCCCCUGACAUUGGGCUCUAAUAUCGGCACAACUACCACUGCUAUUCUUGCUGCUAUGGCUGCUCCCGGAGAAACACUGGCCAACUCAUUGCAGGUUUGUUGUAGUAAUCAUUUAUUUUAAUGGCGGUGUCAUAUUGCUCUCUGUCCACUCUCUCUCUGUAUACAUCAGUAUUUUUUAAGUUUCACUCACCCUGUUUGCAUCUCCUCUCCAGAUUGCACUGUGCCAUUUCUUCUUCAACAUAGCAGGGAUCUUGCUGUGGUACCCUAUCCCAUUCACUCGGAUCCCCAUCCGCUUGGCCAGAGCCCUGGGGAACCGCACAGCCAAGUAUCGCUGGUUCGCAGUGAUCUACCUCCUGCUCUGCUUCUUCCUCAUGCCCCUGACCAUCCUGGGGCUCUCUCUGGCCAGCUGGCAGGCCCUGGUGGGGGUGGCCGUGCCCAUCGUUGUACUGGCCAUCUUCAUCAUCAUCGUCAACCUGAUGCAGGUGCGUUGUCCUCGGUACCUGCCCAGCGGGCUGCGGAACUGGGACUUCCUGCCCCGCCCCCUGCACUCCAUGGCCCCCUGGGAUCAGGUGGUGAUGUCUGGCAUGGCCUUCUGUGGCACCCGCUGCUGCUGCUGCUUUAAGUGCUGCCAGAAGACUGAGGAUGAAGACAAGGGUGGUAAGGAGAGGAAGAAGAGUCAAGAGAUGUAUGAUAACCCAGCCCUAACCAGAGACAAUGAGCCACAAGAGACCCCCAAGGAAACUGUGAAAGCUACACAGCUCUGACACAGUUAUGAAUUCACUGUAACAUUUCUGUAAGACAUAUAUAACCUAUUUGUAACAUAUUUGUAAUCCCCCAUGUUUGCUCAGGCUUUAUGGAGUUAACCAGUCUCUGUUUCGGUGAUACUGUGUCACGAAGUGGUGUAGGCCCGAACAGGGCAACUGUACUUCUUGUAGGAGAACAUCACCAAAAAGUGUUGAGUAUCCACUGUAUAUAUUUAUUGGGGCGAAAUACAUAUAUUGCUAAAAACCACUCCAUGGAAUCAUACAACAGACUCAAAUAAAAUAAAAUAAAAUAGUAUUUGUCACAUGCACCGAAUAC